Molecule: messenger RNA, 1093 nt
Organism: Gilbertella persicaria
Lineage: Eukaryota; Fungi; Mucoromycota; Mucoromycetes; Mucorales; Choanephoraceae
Product: interferon-inducible GTPase-domain-containing protein
Exons: 5
Coding region: 29-1084 (351 amino acids)
Cellular component (GO): membrane
Molecular function (GO): GTP binding
Source: RefSeq, a predicted model, not a curated record
CUUUUUUUUUUCUUCUUCUUUAAUCAGUAUGGGACAAGCAACUUCUUCUCCUCAUGCAUUGUCCUUCUUUCGAAAGAAUCUAGUCACAAAUGAAUAUGAAGAUAUUUCAAACAAAUUCACAAAAGCAACUGUGUCUACUCUAGCUGUGCCUGUCAUUAUUGUUGCUUAUCCUGUAUUAAAUGCGUACACAUUUCAUGAUUCGGAUAUUACUGGAUUUCGUAUCCUUGAUGGCGCCAUUGGUGGCUUAUUGGGUGUGAUUGGGUGGCCAUUGGCUCCAUUUAUGGCCAUUUGGGGCGCGAUUCGGAUCAAUUUUAAAGACAAGCCUCAAUUACCGUUGCCUGUGCCAACCGAUCUACUCCAACGCGCUGAGGAAGAAAUCAAUUUAAACACAACUUUGUUUUACAAUGUAGCUGUGGUGGGUGCUUCAGGUACAGGCAAGAGCUCGGUUGUCAAUGCUAUUCGAGGAUAUAAAGAUACACAUCCCAAAGCGUCCAGAGUAGGCGAAGUAGAGACGACACACAAACCAGUGGCUUUUCAACAUCCUGAUUUGACAUCCAUGAUUAUUUGGGAUAUGCCUGGUGUAGGCACGAAACGUCAUCCAAGAGAAACGUAUUUCGAAGAUAACUUUUUAUGUGCUUUUGAUUUGUUGGUGAUUGUCUUGGGAAACAGGUUAAUGCAAGAUGAUAUAGACAUUGCAUUUAAAGCAAAAGAUCAAAGAAUACCUGUUUUAUUUGUUCGAAGCAAAGCAGAUCAAGCAAUUGACAGUAAAAUAAGAAGGCACGAAGACGAUGAUGAAUAUCAAUGGGCUACAGCUGUGGGUGAACUUGUAUAUGAAGUCAAGGAUUCUGUAUUUACUCAACUUCGGCAAAACCAAUUGAACACGAAAAAGUUGUUCAUUGUGUCUGCUGCUUCUUUGCAAUUAUUUGUAGCCACUAUCAACAAAAAAGAAGUCAGAAAGACGCUUAAACUGAUAGACGAAGAAAGGUUCAUGACAGCCCUAAUUGAAGGAGUGAUGGUCAAGAGACGCUACUAUGAGAAACAAGAGAGAAAGAACAAGAAAAAACAAAUUUCGAGUAUGAAAUGAAAUAAUGCU